Molecule: messenger RNA, 1290 nt
Organism: Phodopus roborovskii (desert hamster)
Lineage: Eukaryota; Metazoa; Chordata; Mammalia; Rodentia; Cricetidae
Product: methionine synthase-like
Molecular function (GO): methionine synthase activity
Source: RefSeq, a predicted model, not a curated record
AACCCACACAGCAGUUAAAAUAGCACCACGAUACAGUGCGCCUGUAAUCCAUGUCCUGGAUGCAUCCAAGAGUGUGGUGGUGUGUUCUCAGCUGUUAGAUGAAAAUCUGAAAGAUGACUUCAUUGAAGAAAUACUAGAAGAGUAUGAAGACAUUAGACAGGAACACUAUGAGUCUAUCAAGGAGAGAAAAUACUUAUCCCUAAGUCAAGCCAGAAAAAAUGGUUUCCACAUUGAUUGGCUGUCUGAACCUCACCCAGUGAAGCCCACCUUUAUUGGGACCCAGGUUUUUGAAGACUAUAACCUACAAAAGCUAGUGGACUACAUUGACUGGAAACCUUUCUUCGAUGUCUGGCAGCUCCGUGGCAAGUACCCAAAUCGAGGCUUCCCCAAGAUAUUUAACGACAAAACAGUAGGUAAAGAAGCCAGGAAGGUAUAUGAUGAUGCUCAGAAUAUGCUGAACAUAUUGAUAAGUCAGAAGAAACUCCAGGCCAGGGGUGUGGUUGGAUUUUGGCCAGCACAGAGUGUUCAAGAUGAUAUCCACUUGUAUGCAGAGGGUGUGGUGCCCCAGGCUUCAGAGCCCAUAGCCACCUUCUAUGGGCUGCGGCAGCAGGCUGAAAAGGACUCUUCCAGCACAGACCCCUACCAUUGCCUCUCAGACUUCAUUGCUCCUCUGCAUUCUGGUGUCCAAGACUACUUGGGUCUGUUUGCUGUUGCCUGCUUUGGGGUUGAAGAACUGAGUAAGGCCUAUGAGGAUGAUGGCGAUGACUACAGCAGCAUCAUGGUGAAGGCAUUGGGAGACCGGCUGGCAGAGGCUUUUGCAGAGGAGCUCCAUGAGAGAGUUCGCCGAGAACUGUGGGCCUACUGUAGUAAUGAGCUGUUGGGUGUCACAGACUUGCGCAAACUCCGGUAUGAGGGCAUCCGGCCAGCUCCUGGUUACCCCAGCCAGCCUGACCAUACCGAGAAACUCACCAUGUGGAGACUGGCCAACAUUGAGCAGGCCACAGGCAUCAGGUUGACAGACUCCUUGGCAAUGACACCUGCUUCAGCAGUGUCGGGACUCUACUUCUCCAAUGUAAAGUCCAAAUAUUUUGCUGUGGGGAAAGUUUCGAAGGAUCAGAUUGAGGAUUAUGCUUUGAGGAAGAACAUGCCUGUGGCAGAGGUGGAGAGAUGGCUUGGCCCCAUUCUGGGAUAUGAUACAGACUGACUUCUUUCUCUCUCACACACUCCUUUUCUUCUUUUUCUUUAAAACCCUUAUAUUUGCUGACCUCAAGGGGAUACAAGCCAGAGUGC